GAGCAUGCAUUGCUAGAUAUGGCUGCUGAUGCUGGCUUCAUAUUCAAAAAACGACCACCAGGAAAAUGUGUUCUAAGCAUAUCGGGAACUAUACUAGAGUACGAUCUAGUUGCGGUGCUAGAGUUUGAUUCGAAUCGAAAAAGAAUGUCCGUGGUGGUUAGGGAACCUCAUGGAAAGUACAAACUGUACAUCAAAGGGGCGGACCAAAAAAUCUUUGAAAGAUUAAGAAGCGCUUCUUCUAAAGAACUGAAAAGAACUGCAGGUCACCUGCAACAGUUUGCAAUUGGCGGUUACCGAACUCUCUGUUUUGCCAUUAGAGACAUUGACAAUGUGACUUUUGUCAGAUGGUAUAAAGAGUAUCUUGCGACUGUCAAUGAAGUAGGCGGAAGGAAAGAGAAAUUUGCUCAACUUGCAGAAGACAUUGAGAGGGUUUACCAGAUUGAAGGAGAGAAAUCUGCAAAAUUAAUGGUUUUGAUCCAGGAUCUUACAUUGAUUGGAGUGUCGGCCAUCGAAGAUCGGCUUCAAAAAUCGGUUCCAGAGACUGUAGCAAGGCUUUUGUCAGCUGGAAUUCGCGUUUGGGUUCUUACUGGAGACAAAUUGGAGACUGCUGUAAAUAUUGGUAUAGUUCAACUACUACAUUUAUUCGUAACUAGGAUUUUUGGAAAGCCCACAAUAGGUGCGAGCACAUGA
Molecule: messenger RNA, 690 nt
Organism: Cylicostephanus goldi
Lineage: Eukaryota; Metazoa; Nematoda; Chromadorea; Rhabditida; Strongylidae
Source: the annotation of a GenBank genome assembly